This is a messenger RNA of Corythoichthys intestinalis (scribbled pipefish), 8064 nucleotides long. Its product is annotated as gastrula zinc finger protein XlCGF26.1-like. The record is from RefSeq and is a predicted model, not a curated record. The transcript is spliced from 2 exons. Lineage: Eukaryota; Metazoa; Chordata; Actinopteri; Syngnathiformes; Syngnathidae. Bases 847 to 2628 code for a protein of 593 amino acids.
UUGGAGUCCUGGCAUUUACUUGUCACAGGUAGAUUUGCCUCAGCAUUUGACACCAAUCCUUUGAAAAAUUGUUCUCACAAUGCACUUUGAACUGGCUCUGGAAAAUAUUGUCAAAGUUCUACUUCUGCAGUGAUUUGUAUUGACAAUUAUGUAAUUUAUAUAUUUAAUAAUGAAUAAUUCCGUCUGAUAUUCAUUAUUGUAUUUCUUGAAAUGAAAAUAGUACAAUCGUUCUCCUUCAUCCCUGCUGACCGCCAGAGGGCGUGGCUGAACGCAGUGAAUGAUUCCUGUGAAAAACUACAUCUCCCGUGUUUCUUAUAGGAGAAAUGAUAACGCUACGGUCCCACUGUUGUUGUUGUUUUAUUUUUCAUUCAUGUCAAAAUAUAAAUUGAAUUGUAUAAGAGAAACAUUUUUAUCUUAAAAGCGAGGUUGUAAUUUGGGCUACACCGGUGUGAUUGGGUUGGAGACUGUGUUUCCCAUCAUGCAAUGCUGGCCGGAAAUUCAAAAGAUAAAGACUGACCAAGAUGGAACAUUGUUCUCUUUGUGCGCGUCUUGUUUUUUUCCCUCGAUUUCAGUCACUUAACUAAAACGAAGCCUCGACUAGGUGUCCGGCAUUAGCCACAUUACGGAAUCAAACAUCAGUCUUCAAGUCUCAGCACUCGUUGAAGGUUUGCGACCUACUUUAGCCUAGCCUAGCUGGCUAACCGCUGUACAAAGCUGCAAGUAACGUCGUCAAGCGUUCAGAAAAUGUCUGGGAGAAGGACAGCGGCUGCAGUAAAGUUCUAGGAGGAACUUUGUGGAGUAGAAGAGGAGCCCCCACGUCACCAGGACUCGACUGUGUGCAAAAUAAUGCACGCAAAGGUUGUUCUUCACAGACUAGAAGGUUUCAGAAAAUAUCUUGUUGAUGAGCGGCAUGACCCAGAAUCUUCUGGCGUUAAAGAGGAUGUUGAGCUCCCCAGAAUCAAAGAGGAGGAGCCAGAGCCCUGUCAACAAAAGGAGAGAGAAGAGCAACUUCCAAUCAAAAAAGAAGAGGAGGAGCUGCCAUGCGAUAAAGAGGAGGAAGGUAUCACCUGGUGGACUGGUGAACCCUUGAAGAGUGAAGAUGGUCUGAGUGAGACCAGCAGAGGGGCGGAGCUUCCAAGCGGCGCCAGCAGCAGCUCAAUGCAAGGAUUGCAAGCAAACAUUUUCAUUGCUGUAUCAGACGGAAAUGGCGCAACGUCACACUCACCUUCCAAUGAUGUCGGUCAUAAGACAUCUCACAGUGACAGCAAACUCUGCAAAUGCUCUCAGUGUGGCAAAACCUUUGCUAAUAAGUAUACUUGUCGUAUGCAUAUGAGGAAGCACACUAGCGAAAAACCUUUUGUCUGCUCAGUUUGUGGUCAAAGAUUCACGAGGCAGGGAUCCUUAAAACGACACACGAAAACCCAUGCUGGUGAAAAAACAUCUUCCUGCUCAGUUUGUGGUCAAGGAUUCAGUUGCAAGAGCUCCUUAAAAAUACACAAAAGAACCCAUACUGGUGAAAAACGUUUUUCCUGCUCAGUUUGUGGUCAAGGAUUCGUUCAAAAACAACACUUGCAAAGACACACAAGAACCCACACUGGCGAAAAACCUUUUUCCUGCUCAGUUUGUGGUCAAAGAUUCGCUCAAAAUCAAGACUUGAAAAUACACACAAGAACCCACACUGGGGAAAAACCCUUUUUCUGCUCAGUUUGUGGUCAAAGAUUCCGUUCCAAUCGCACCUUAAUAACACACACAAGAACCCACACUGGAGAAAAACCUUUUUCCUGUUCAGUUUGUGGUCAUAGAUUCACUAUAAAGGAAAACUUGAGAAUACACACAAGAAUCCACUCUGGGGAAAAACCUUUUUCCUGCUCAGUUUGUGGUAAAAGAUUCACUGUAAAGCAACAGUUAAAACAACACACAAGAACCCAUACUGGCGAAAAACCUUUUUCCUGCUCAGUUUGUGGUCUAAGAUUUAGUUGCAAUUACACCUUAAUAACACACAAAAGGAUCCAUACUGGCGAAAAACCUUUUUCCUGCUCAGUUUGUGGUCAAGGAUUCAUUCAAAAGCAACAAUUGAAAAGACACACAAGAACUCAUACUGGCGAAAAACCUUUUUCCUGUUCAUUUUGUGGUCAAGGAUUCGUAGAAAAGCAAAACUUGAAAAGACACAGAAGAACCCAUACAGGGGAAAAACCUUUUUCCUGCUCAAUUUGUGGUCAAGGGUUCAGUCAAAAGAGUGCCUUACAACUUCACACGAAAACCCACACUUGCGAAAAACCUUUUUCCUGCUCAGUUUGUGCUAAGCGAUUUACCGAAAAGCAAACCUUAAAAAGACAUGUAAGAACCCACACAAGAGAAAAACCUUUUUCCUGCUCAGUUUGUGGUCAAGGAUUCAGUCAAAAGAGUGCCUUACAAGUGCACAUAAGAACCCACACUGGCGAAAAACCUUUUUCCUGCUCAGUUUGUGGUCAAGGAUUCAGUCACAAAAGCACCUUAAAAUUACAUUCAAGAACUCACUCUGGAGAAAAACCUUUCUCCUGUUCAGUUUGUGGUCAAGGAUUCAGUUGCGAGAGCUCCUUAAAAAGGCACACAAUAAAACACACUAGCGAAAAGCCUUUUUCUUGCUGAGUUUGUGGUCAAGGAUUAACCUGGAAGAGACGCAUGUGCUGGGGUGAGAAGCAGUGGCCCGUGACUGAUUGGCCUCUCAUCCAUUCAAGCUUCAUUAGAUUUUGCAGACAGAACGAUUGUAUUCUGUAGAGCAGUGUUGUUUUUGACCGCGUUUAAUUUUCGUCUUAAGUAUUUACAUCCAAAAGACUAUUAGUCUUAGUUAUAUUUGUCAUUUGAGGUCAUCUUCAUCUAAUUUUAGUCGACAGCUACUUAACCUUUUUGUCUUAAAAAUUCAAAAGUUUAUGUCCAAAAAUAAAGGUUUUCAUCAAUUUUGAAUGAACAUAGACAGACAAGCACAUACUGUAGCGUCUAGAAAGGAAAAAAAACAACUUUGUGAUGAUAAUACAUACUCAGCAGGAAAAUAAGAUUAGUACAUUAAUGUCACUCAAACCGACUUACAAGCCACGAACUGUAUGUAAAAAAAAAAAAAAAAAAAAAAAUUUUUUUUUACAAGUGAUUAUUUUGGAGGAUGCUUGCGACCCUAAAGCUGAUUGUAAUGCAAAACUGAAUGCUAUGCUAAUGCAACAAGUUCAUUUGGUGUGUGGUUAUUACGCCAUACAGACUUUAAAAGGCUAAAGCAACACUGAAUAUUCUUUUCUUGCCAAAAUAAAACUAAUCUUACCACGUGUUUCCAAAUUAGGGAGAUGGAGCGCAGCCCAGCUUGAAACACAUAAACUCCAGUGAGGAGCGUGAGGGAAAGGCGCAGCGUGACUGACACGACCUAAACACUGCUACGAUGCAAGCUGACGUACUCCACAUACAAUAUGAAGUUGUCACACUGACUCAAGCAUUGUGAACAUAUUGCUGAAACUAUGUGGCAUUUUGGUCUCAUUGUCUUCUCGUCAGACGAAAACUGGCAUCCGUCUUGUUAUGUUGUAGUCUCCCAAGCCACGUUCUUAGCUCGUCAUUGUCAUGACAUCGUCAUGAUAAUAUCGUUCGUCGACUAAAUAUUUUCGUUAUUGUCUUUGUUAACGAAAACGACACUUGUAGAGCUUCCUCAAAUCCUGUUGAGGAUUGGUACUUUUGGUGCCUUACACAUUCUUUUUCCAAUCUUUUUAUGAUGUGAGUUCACACUAUUGCCAAAAGUAUUGUCUCAGCUGAUUUAACGCUCAAAUGAACCCUUGAAAGUCAUGGAACGCGCCCACGCGUCCUGCGCGCAUGUCAUCUUUGAAGCUUUGUCACAUUGUAAUGACGUCACCCACGUGCCGGUGGUUGGUCUCAUUUAAAAGUGCGGAAGUUGAGGUUCACUUACGUUUUUACUUUAAAUCCACCCACCAAGUAAAAGGGGAAAUAAUGUCAUUUGAGUUUUAUAGUUUUAUUGGCCUCAUAAAUAAACAUUAAAACGCUGCAUGUACUGCAUGUUAAUCACCAUAUUUCCAUCAUUUCUUACCUUUUCUAAACCGAAAGCACCACGAAAGACCAUAAAUACCAGGAGCCGUUGUGAGGUCAUGAAGGACGGCCGUAAUGUCAACAUUUUGAAUAAAUUGCCGAGUGAGGCACCACCGAAGGAGAGGGAGUCGAGGUAGCGAGCGAGAGCCGGUUGGAUUGAGGGAGCGACUAUAAAACGUGCGGAAUGAAUCAAAAACCAAAUUUAGGGUUUAGCUGAUGCAUUAUUUCAUCAACUCGAAGAAGAGGAUGGGCCAGAUUUGUCGUUGGUUUCGUCUAAUGAGUUUGCGAGCCAAGAAGAGAGACAUGUUGACACGAGUGUGCAAACGGAGCGCGGUAGAGAUUUUACUUUCUCUUUUAAUGUGUUGUUGUCGGCAUCAACUGCGGCGGAUAGUAGGCUUGUUGUGUUGCACAAGUUCUGAAAUGAUUAAUAACCUGAUGAAGCUGACCAUUUCUUUGUCGAUAUGACCACAAUAACAAUGGUCUCCUUAUAAAGACUGGGGAUAGGAAGUCGAAGGAGGACCGUCGAGAUCGUAGACAUUCAACGGCCGUAUUGCCGAGCCAGUUCACGGAUGCGCACACCACGCUCAUUUUUUUCCCUUUCAUUCCAUAUUCAUUUCAAUGGUAAGCGUUACAUUUUUUUCACCGCCUGCGCUAACCUUCUUGGAACCAGUGUUGAUUUCUCUCCCAAGAAAAUCCGUCUUACAGCAAAACAAACUGCGGUGCUGUCAUAAAUCGUAUUUCGAGCAUGUCAUCGGAUGUAGAAACAAAUGAGUCAAAUUUUCCAUCUGAUGUUGAAAAGAUUGUGUGUCGAAGCGAUCGUAUAUCGAAGUACAGCUGUACAGUGGUACCUCUACAUACGAAUUUAAUCCGUUCCAGGACCUUGUUUGUAAGUCGAAAUGGUCGUAUGUCGAGCAGGAUUUUCCCAUAGGAAUACAUUAUAAUUCCAUUAAUUCGUUCCAAAGCCUAAAAACAUACACUAAAUUCUUAAUAAAUACUGCUGGCACUGUUACAAAUGGCAAUUAAACAUAGAAAAACAAAUAAGUUAUAAAUAAAUAAGUCAGAAUAAUAUAAUAAUAAGAAGAAGAAUUAAUAAUUAUUCCUGUAAAUAAUGUAACGAAUUGGAUUCUAAUAUGGCGGACACUUUUUACUGUCCCUGAACGCACCGCGAAGGUGACGUCACAGUGAGAUAGGUCGGUGCGGUAGAGAUAAUACUUUCGUUUUCUUGAGAGCAGUCAACUGCUUAAGACAAUGGGCGUUUUGUGUUGGAUAAGUUCUUAAAUAAAUGAUAAAAACGUGACGAAGCUGGCGAUUUCCUUGGCAAUGUUACCACAAUAAUAAUUGUCACCUUAACUUAUAAAUAGUGGCGAACGGUGGUCGGAAGAGGACCAUGGAGCUGUAUUGUUGAGCCAGUUCAGGGACGCGCACCCCAAGCUCAUAUUUUUCUAUAACUUGCAUCUUCAUUUCAAAGGUAAGCAUCACUUUUUUCCUUGUUUCUCCAACUGUAUCAACUUUUUUUGAAAACUGUGUUGAUUUCUCACACAAGAAAAUCCACCGUGUGUUCGUUUGCAGUGCUGUCAUGUCGUCGUAUUUCGAGCAACUCGUCGGAUGUAGAAACAAAUGGCGGCUCAAAUUUUACGUCGGAUGUCGAAAAGAUCGUGUGUCGAAGUGAUCGUAUGUAGAGGUACCACUGUAUAUAUAUAUUUUUUUUUUUCACUAUUUUGUACUGUUGGUCGGCUGUAUAUAACAUGUUUUGACCAUAACGUGUGACGGCAAAAAACUAUGAUUUCUGUUGAAUUAUCAAAUAUAAAAGCAUUUGUAUUAUUUUUCUUUUGGUUGUUUAUCCUAAGAAGUUGAAUAAAUAUUAUCACACUACAAAACAUUUCGUUGAGAAUGUUUGGUUGUCAAUGGGACAUCAAUAUUACAAAUGUUCCAAAAUGUUGAUUAUAAAUGGGUGGUUAAGAAAACAACAGCUUGGACGUGAAAGUUAUGGUGUCCUGUAAAAAAGGACCUACCAGACCAUUGUGAACAAUUUUUUUCUUUGAAGGAUAAAGGCAACAUCAAAGGCAUGCAAAAUUGGACAAAAUGGGACCGGACCUGUAAAGGGUUUGAGUGCCAUUAUAUAUAAUACACUCCUCCUUUCAAACUACACUUUUUACAUAUUUGAAAUAGUAGACCCAAAAUUACAAAAAUUACAAAUCUUUCAUAAAGGAUGUCAUUAAAUAACUAUGGACAAUUAUGAUAUAGACAAGUUUCCUGAGCAAAACAUGGGCGGCGCCAUCUUUGAUCAUUUCUGCUCCGAACUUCUGGUUUAGACAGAACAACAUGAAGUGCGGCUGAAGUAAGCAAUGUGUUGCGUAAAAAUGGCAAAAUUAAACCAGAGGAACCCACAGAAUCACCAAAAAUGGGUUAAGCACGACGUAGAUGAGACUCUGAGACUUUGCUGUGCUGUGCGUGAACUCCUGGAAGUGCCUAUAUGUAUGGUUGGAAUUGGAAUGUUUUAAACGGCGUCCAGCUUUAAAGAGCCAGUAUGGAUCUACCUCGCCGGCCACUUGAGUGACCAAAAUGAGGUGAAAUUACAAAUAAUAUUACAGUUGCCGAAUGCAGAAAGGGUGACACGGAUUUUGUUGUUACAAGGUGUGGUGGCUACCACUACCACCACAAUUUAGUAUUUCAAGAUUUAGUUAAUGACUUAUGUGAUAUUUUUUGGGCAUAUAUUUUCGAAUGGAUGCACACUUUAGUUAAUAUUUGAAUGUUUAGUGGAUUUUGAUUUCUAAUUUGAGGUAACGACCGCAGCUGGGUGGGGAGAAUACUUCGAAGACCUCCUCAAUUCCGCCGACACGCCUUCCUUUGAGGGAGCAUAGUCUGGGGACUCCAAAGUGGGCUCUCCGAUCUCUGGGGUUGAAGUCACUGAAGUGGUUGGAAAGCUACUCGGUGGCAAGGCCUCGGGGGUCGAUUAGAUCCGCCCAGAGUUCAUAAAGGUUCUGGAUGUUGUGGGGUUGUCAUGGCUGACACGCCUCCAAAACAUCCUGUGGACAUCUGGGACAGUGCCUCUGGAUUGGCAUACCGGGUUGGUGGUCCCCCUUUUUAAGAAGGAGGACCGGAGGGUGUGUUCCAAUUAUAGAGGGAUCACACUCCUCAGCCUCCCUGGUGAAGUCUAUUCAGGGGUACUGGAGAGGAGGGUCCGUCGGGAAGUCGAAUCUCUGAUCCAGGAGGAGCAGUGUGGUUUUCGUCCCGGCCGUGGAACAGUGCACCAGCUCUACACCCUCGGCAGGAUUCUCGAGGGUGCAUGGGAGAUGGCACAACCAGUCUACAUGUGUUUUGUGGAUCUGGAGAAGGCGUUCAACCAUGUGCCUGUGGGGGGUGCUCCGGGAGUACUGGGUACUGAGCCCCUUGGUCAGGGCUGUUCGGUCCCUGUACAUCCGGUGUCAGAGUUUGGUCCGCAUUGCCGGCAGUAAGUCGAAUUCGUUCCCAGUGAGGGUUGGACUCCGCCAAGGCUGCCCUUUGUCACCGAUUCUGUUCAUAAUUUUUAUGGACAGAAUUUCUAGGCGCAGCCGACGCGUUGAGGGGUUCCGGUUUGGUGACCUCCGCAUUGCAUCUCUGCUUUUUGCAGAUGAUGUGGUGCUUUUGGCUUCAUCAGGCCAUGGCCUCCAACUCUCACUGGAGCGGUUCGCACCUGAGUGUGAAGCGGUUGGUAUGAAGAUCAGCACCUCCAAAUCCUAGACCAUGGUCCUCAGUCGGAAAAGGGUGGAGUGCCCUCUCCGGGUCGGGGAUGAGAUCCUGCCCCAAGUGGAGGAGUUCAUGUACCUUGGGGUCUUGUUCAUGAGUUAGGGUAGGAGGGAGCGGGAGAUCGACAGGCGGAUCGGUGCAGUGUCUGCAGUAAUGCGUACUCUGCACCGGACCGUAGUGGUGAAGAAGGAGCUGAGCCGAAAGGCAAAGCUCUCGAUUUACCAGUUGAUCUACGUUCCUACCCUCACCUAUGGUCACGAGCUGUGGGUCGUGACCGAAAGA